This is a messenger RNA of Arabidopsis thaliana (thale cress), 2566 nucleotides long. It is a transcript of the gene VOZ1, whose product is annotated as vascular plant one zinc finger protein. NCBI's taxonomy places the organism in Eukaryota, Viridiplantae, Streptophyta, Magnoliopsida, Brassicales, Brassicaceae. Gene Ontology annotation, biological process: regulation of DNA-templated transcription; positive regulation of long-day photoperiodism, flowering. Bases 610 to 2070 code for a protein of 486 amino acids. The transcript is spliced from 4 exons. Gene Ontology annotation, cellular component: cytoplasm; nucleus. Gene Ontology annotation, molecular function: sequence-specific DNA binding. The record is from RefSeq and is marked reviewed.
AGCAACGUUUCUUUAUUUCCUUUGUGUUUUUUUUUCUUCAUAAUCUCUCUCUUUUUAUUUAUUCAUAAUUUUUACUCUCUCCAUUUCUUCAUUACUCUUCUUUUUAUUUUCCGGAGAUUUUUCUCUUUGCCUUUGUUAUUUGCUGCUUUUGCUGCAGCUACAGUGUAAGUUUGAUUUUCUGGGUUCCUUCAAACUCCAAAAUCUCGCGUCGCUUUUUGCUUCAGAAUCGAUUUGUUCUUGUUACUUCGAUCUGUUGUUCUUUUUAACUCUGUGCAUGAUUCAAUUUCGUGUUCGUAACCUGUUUUUUGCUGCUUGUUUAGUUCGACAAUUAGGUAAAAAAAUGACGAUCCCUAAAACUUAUGAUCCUUUUAAUCUUCGUUUAGCUACUUCGUUCGAGAUCAUCUAGGGCUUUUGUUGCUUCAUCGAUUUUGGGUUUUGAUUUACUGUAAAUGUUUUGGUUUUGUUUAUGUAAUCUAAGCAUGUACCAAUGAUUCAUGAGUGAUCAUGUUUGUUAUAGGAGCAGAACUGAUGUGAAGUGUGUAUUUUGAAUGUGUUUUUGGUUUUGUACAGAGAAUCUUGUGUUUUUGUGGUGGGGAGGUGAGAUUUCUUAUGACGGGGAAGCGAUCAAAGACUAAUUGCAGAUCUGCUUCUCACAAGCUCUUCAAGGAUAAGGCUAAGAACCGUGUUGAUGAUUUGCAAGGCAUGCUUUUGGAUCUUCAGUUUGCGAGGAAAGAGAGUAGGCCUACUGAUGUUACUCUUCUUGAGGAGCAAGUGAAUCAGAUGCUUCGUGAGUGGAAAUCUGAGCUCAAUGAGCCUUCUCCAGCUUCAUCCUUGCAACAAGGUGGUACUCUGGGGUCUUUCUCAUCAGAUAUUUGUCGGCUGCUGCAGCUCUGUGAUGAGGAAGAUGAUGCUACCAGCAAAUUAGCUGCCCCCAAGCCCGAGCCUGCUGAUCAGAAUCUCGAAGCUGGCAAAGCUGCUGUCUUCCAAAGGGGAUACAAUUUGGUUCAGGGGAAGUCAGAACAUGGAUUACCAUUGGUUGAUAAUUGCAAAGAUUUGUCCUUAGCAGCUGGUAACAAUUUCGAUGGAACGGCUCCUUUGGAGUAUCAUCAGCAGUAUGAUCUGCAACAAGAGUUUGAACCAAACUUCAAUGGUGGUUUCAACAAUUGUCCCAGUUAUGGUGUAGUAGAGGGUCCUAUACAUAUCUCUAAUUUUAUCCCGACUAUUUGUCCUCCACCCUCUGCAUUCUUGGGUCCAAAAUGUGCUCUUUGGGAUUGCCCUAGGCCAGCUCAGGGAUUUGAUUGGUUCCAGGAUUACUGCAGCAGCUUCCACGCUGCACUGGCUUUCAAUGAAGGGCCACCAGGUAUGAAUCCGGUGGUGCGUCCUGGAGGUAUCGGCCUAAAAGACGGUCUGCUUUUUGCUGCUCUUAGUGCAAAGGCUGGAGGGAAAGAUGUUGGUAUUCCCGAAUGUGAAGGAGCUGCAACUGCUAAAUCUCCAUGGAAUGCUCCAGAGCUCUUUGAUCUCACGGUUCUGGAGAGUGAGACACUAAGGGAGUGGCUAUUCUUUGACAAGCCAAGGAGGGCCUUUGAGAGCGGGAACAGAAAGCAAAGAUCUUUACCAGACUACAAUGGUCGUGGUUGGCACGAGUCACGUAAACAGAUCAUGGUCGAGUUUGGAGGGCUGAAGAGAUCUUACUACAUGGAUCCACAGCCUCUGCACCAUUUCGAAUGGCAUCUUUACGAAUAUGAGAUCAACAAGUGUGAUGCUUGUGCCUUGUACAGGCUCGAGCUCAAGCUUGUUGACGGGAAGAAGACUUCAAAAGGCAAAGUCUCAAACGACUCAGUGGCUGAUCUGCAGAAGCAGAUGGGAAGACUCACAGCUGAGUUCCCUCCAGAAAACAAUACCACUAACACCACCAACAACAACAAACGCUGCAUCAAAGGAAGACCAAAAGUGAGCACAAAAGUCGCCACCGGGAAUGUUCAGAACACAGUAGAGCAGGCAAAUGACUAUGGAGUAGGUGAAGAGUUUAACUAUCUGGUCGGAAAUCUAAGCGACUAUUAUAUCCCCUGAGACGAAUGUGGAAAAACUCAGGUUUAAAAAGCUGUUUGCUUACCAUUUAAUUAGGCAGCAGCAGAAGAAGCUUCUACAUAUCGUAGGGCAAAGUAAUGGAUUUUCAUGACUCGUAUCUUUUUUUUCUCUUAUAUAAUAGUUCUCUGUCUAUCUAUGGAGAUUAUGUAUAUAUAACAAGAAGUGGAUGCUGAAGACUGUCCUGGAGUUAGGAAUAGUAAAUGUGACGAAGGAGACUGCUUUUUAAGAUUCAGUCUAUGGAGGUGAAGACAUAUUUACUGACAUUCCGGUUUAUAUAUUUUGAUGCAUUUUCGACUCUCUUCUGCGAUAUAAUGCAGAUGACAAAUUAUGUAACCGAUGGGGAAAUACGGUUUUGAGUAUCAGUGUUGUUCUUAUAGAAUCAGGACCUUGUUCAAUGAGAUCAUUGCUCUUACUUAGUCUAUGUUUCAGAUUUGGGGUUUUGUUAAUAAAAAUUCUCUGCAGAGCUUCAAAAUCUUAA